Messenger RNA from Fusarium pseudograminearum CS3096, 714 nucleotides. RefSeq lists its product as uncharacterized. The coding region runs from base 1 to 714 and encodes 237 amino acids. The record is from RefSeq and is a predicted model, not a curated record. The transcript has 4 exons. Lineage: Eukaryota; Fungi; Ascomycota; Sordariomycetes; Hypocreales; Nectriaceae.
AUGUUAUACCCCCGAGUCACGACAUGGGCUCUCCAAGUCCAAUUCCUCCUCCAAAUCAUCGUCAACCGAUGCGGCAUACUCCUCACCCAUACAAAGAAAGCCUACCGUCUCAAAAUCAUCAUCGGAGUUCUCAUCACUGCCGUCAAUAUCUCGGUCUACUGCAUAUGGAUUCCCGCCCGACUACAAAUAUCACAGCGCUACAUCCACAUCAACGAGUGGUGGGAUCGAUGCGAAAAAUGCAUAUACCUCAUCGUCGAUGGGUGCCUGAACCUCUACUUUAUACACAUCGUUCGCGUAAAUCUCAUUGUUCACGGCUUGACAAAGUACAAGAGGUUGACGCAUUUCAACAUGUUCAUCAUCGGGUUUUCGUUAAGCAUGGAUGUGCUCAUUAUCACCAUGAUGAGUUUAAGAAAUACUUUCGUAUAUAUGCAAUUUCACCCUCUGGCAUAUAUUGUAAAACUGCACAUCGAAAUGUCCAUGGCCGACCUCAUUGGCAAAAUCGCCCGCGACAAGCACUGCGGCCUCAUAGCAGAAGGCACAUUCUCAAGCACGAUUACCGAUGGGACGUAUCAUCUUGAACAACGGUUCACCGAGGACAGCCAAACAGUGCUUACGGUUCAACAAGACAUCGGUCAUAUUUCAAAACCCAGACGGAUGUUGCGGUCAUAUUCGACGCGUGCUGGGGAAUAUCAAAGGGAAUUACCAGAACCUUGA